AAUAUCCAUAAACAUAAACAGAUGAAUAUAAUUCACGUGCAGCAUCAUUCCUCUUCAUUAGACUGAAGAUGAAGUCCACUUUCAGUUCCAUCAUCCCCAGUUUACUUUUUUCCCCACCUAAAUCCCGACCUUCAAGUUGGGUUUUCAGCAUAAAAAAGAAAGAAAAAAAAUCCCUGACAGACGCUCCACGACCCUGUUACAUUUUGGACAACUUGCUCCCGUUGCAGCGCCCUCUCUCGCCUGACCUCUUCUUGAGAGGCGCCGUACGACCUGCGAGAGUGAGUGUGUGCGACCCACUCUCUUUUUCGUAUAUAAGCAUCGUAGGUUUCAUGGAGGGACAUCAGUAGCUUUACCAGCUUAGCAUCGAACAGGUCGUCGAAGUGGUCAAGAGUCGGGAAAAAUGAAGGUUUUGGCUGUGUUGCUCGUAAUCUGUGCCGUGGUAUUUGCUGGCCCGGCCGUGCUAGACUCUGCACACGCUACCCAGCAGCCCAUCAUCCCGUACAACUUCGGCUACGAGAUCGCGGACGCCGCCACCAACAACUUCCAGAACCGCGCCGAGAUCAAGACGCCCAACGGAGACGUCUUCGGCUCGUGGUCGUGGUUGAUGCCCACCAACGAGAUCUUCACCCUCUCCUACAACGUCACCGGAAACCUGGGCUUCCGCUAUUCCAUUAACAUCACGCCCCUCGGAGGCGCGGCGGCGUAGGCGAAGGACGCAGGAAGAAAUCCCAUUCUCUCUGGUCCGUUUAGUUCGUAAGGAGUAAGCUCACCCAGCAAGCAAAGUCAGUGAGAGUAAAUGUCUGUUAAAGUCAUACCAAGUUUGUGUUGGAGCUAAAAGGUGAUUACCAUGAGUGUGUGUUCGUGUUAAAUGCGUGCAUGCGAGCGCCGGUGCGUGUCCGUGUCACGAACGGUCCAGGCUGAUCGUUCUGUCUCCUCUUUAACCUGAUUGUUCUCUUGUUAUUCUUUUUUGUGUAAACAAGCCUGUUAUGUUAUGUUUGAAUCAAAUAUAUAUAUGUUAAUGAG
This is a messenger RNA of Penaeus monodon (black tiger shrimp), 1023 nucleotides long. RefSeq lists its product as uncharacterized. NCBI's taxonomy places the organism in Eukaryota, Metazoa, Arthropoda, Malacostraca, Decapoda, Penaeidae. Bases 401 to 706 code for a protein of 101 amino acids. The record is from RefSeq and is a predicted model, not a curated record. The transcript has 3 exons.